AGUCUCCGCCGGGCGCUCGGAGGAUCAGCUGGCGCGCGGGCGGGCGCCGAACGCGGCCCCGGCUCUCGCUGCGGCGCCGCCUCCUCUCUGCGUCGCAGGCCGGCCCGGCGGCCGUGACAAUGUCGGGAGGCUGGUAGCUGGGCGCCAGCCGCCGAGCCAUCUCAAGUUUAAACUUACACGAAUCGCUCUCUGGAGGAGGAGGGGACCCGCCGCGCGAUUGACACGCGUAUUCCUAUAGGCAUCCUCCCUCAGCCCCCACCCCCACGGCCGGAUUCGGGUGGCUCCUCUCCGAGCUGAAAUCCGAGAAGAAAUCCUUGGAUCUCUUUCCUUAAAAAAAAAAAAAAAAAAAAAAAUCUAGAAACCAUCGGUAUUUUGCUUUGCUGCUUCCUAUUUGCAAGAUGAAGAAGUUUUUCGACUCCCGGCGAGAGCAGGGCGGCUCUGGCCUGGGCUCCGGCUCCAGCGGAGGAGGGGGCAGCACCUCGGGCCUGGGCAGUGGCUACAUCGGAAGAGUCUUUGGCAUUGGGCGACAGCAGGUCACUGUGGACGAGGUGUUGGCGGAAGGUGGAUUUGCCAUCGUGUUUCUGGUGAGGACAAGCAAUGGGAUGAAAUGUGCCUUGAAACGCAUGUUUGUCAACAAUGAGCAUGAUCUCCAGGUGUGCAAGAGAGAAAUCCAGAUAAUGAGGGACCUGUCAGGGCACAAGAACAUCGUGGGUUACAUUGAUUCUAGUAUCAACAAUGUGAGUAGCGGCGACGUAUGGGAAGUUCUCAUUCUGAUGGACUUCUGUAGAGGAGGCCAAGUGGUAAACCUGAUGAACCAGCGCCUACAGACAGGUUUUACAGAGAGUGAAGUGCUCCAGAUAUUUUGCGAUACUUGUGAAGCCGUUGCCCGCCUGCAUCAAUGCAAAACUCCUAUUAUCCACCGUGACCUGAAGGUAACAGAUCACACUCUUUCCUUAAGUAUGUUCUUGCUGAGUAUCUUCUAUCUGCCCCCAGAUAGAGUGAUACUCUGGGGAUGUGAGAGAAUUUGA
Molecule: messenger RNA, 1028 nt
Organism: Propithecus coquereli (Coquerel's sifaka)
Lineage: Eukaryota; Metazoa; Chordata; Mammalia; Primates; Indriidae
Product: AP2-associated protein kinase 1-like
Exons: 5
Coding region: 399-1028 (209 amino acids)
Biological process (GO): protein phosphorylation
Molecular function (GO): ATP binding; protein kinase activity
Source: RefSeq, a predicted model, not a curated record